CUGACUAUCCUCAACCUGACUAUCAAAGGACUGUCGACUAGAAACUGUUACAAUGAGCUCCGAGUCGCAAUAUCUCGAAGAGAGGCUUUCAAGCUCUAUGGAACCGAGUUCGGGCACCAAAGACGACGUGACACGAAUACCUUCACAAGAUGCAUACUCAGACUACAUGAAUAUAGCCGGCGUCAAAAGAGCUGAUGGUGCACGAUUGGCCUCUAACAGUCCAUGAGAAGACCGCUUCAACCGUGUUCAACCAUUCUCCCCAUGGAACGAUGAGAAUUGGAUUGCGGCCACGGUCCUUGAUGGCCACAACGGAUGGCAGACAGCGGAUUUCCUUGAGAAGGAGCUCUUGACUCUGGUACAAAGUAAGCUGAGAGAAUUCCACCCAUAGUCGCGAAAUGAGGAUUCGAUUCAGCUUGUUAUUGAAAAGACUUUCAUAGACCUUGACGACUCUAUCAUCAAUAACUAUGUCAACAGCGCACACAACAAGGAUAUGGCUCUUGAGGAGAAGAUAAGAUAUAUGCAGAUCGCUAUGUCUUGGUCAUGCGCUCUGCUGAUACUGUACAAUGCUAUGACCAAUACCUUGUAUACAGCUUGUACUGGCGAUUCCAGAGGAGUACUCGGACAACAGAAUUCUGACGGUACUUGGGCGGUAGUAACUCUCUCCAAGGAUCAAACAGGCGAUAACGAAGAAGAGAUUGCAAGGCUUCAACAAGAACAUCCAAACGAAGAAGCUGCUAUAAAGAAUGGAAAAGUGUUGGGGAUGACAGUUUCGUGUGCUUUUGGCGACUUCCCAUGGAAAUCAUCAUAUGAUACACAGCUUGAACUUGGCAAAAGAUUUUUCACAAGGAGACCGAUGGAGAAGAGUGAGAAUCUCACGCCGCCGUAUCUUAUCGCCAAACCUGUUGUGACUGUGAGAAAGCUCGAGCUACAGUCCUUCCUAAUCUUGGCGACUGACGGUCUAUGGGAGGUGUGCACGAAUCGGGAGGUGGUGGACCUUGUGGUGAGGUGGUUAGAAGCUCAGCCGGAUAGUACGAAGGAGAUGAAAAUGACACCGAUGACUGUAUGGUGGAAGAGCGAGCCUCAGCAGGAAGCAAACUAUGCUCCUGAAUUUGAUUUUCUUCAGCGCUGGAACGAGUUCGAUGUAAGGUUUCGGGAAGAAAGGACAGUAAUUCAGGACCUCAACAAUGUCGCUGUGCAUUUACUGCGCAAUGCCUGUGGUGGCAAUCAUCGGGAGCUUCUAGCAGGGAAACUCGCCUUUCAGCCGCCGUAUUCGAGAGCUGUGAGGGACGACAUGACCAUCCAGGUUAUCUUUUUUAACAUGCCAGACUUGAGCAGAUAAGAUAUUGUAGUGGUAAGAAGGUGCAUUGGCUUAAAAGCGUGAAGAGCGACCGGAUCUCUGCAAAGAAGACAAAAAGCAAGGAAUGUUAGUUAGUAUACUUAGAUCCUUUUCUAUAAUGGAGAAUCCGAG
Mollisia scopiformis is the source of this 1468-nucleotide messenger RNA. Its product is annotated as protein serine/threonine phosphatase 2C. The transcript has a single exon. The record is from RefSeq and is a predicted model, not a curated record. NCBI's taxonomy places the organism in Eukaryota, Fungi, Ascomycota, Leotiomycetes, Helotiales, Mollisiaceae. Bases 491 to 1339 code for a protein of 282 amino acids. Gene Ontology annotation, biological process: protein dephosphorylation. Gene Ontology annotation, molecular function: protein serine/threonine phosphatase activity.